Molecule: messenger RNA, 2763 nt
Organism: Tachysurus fulvidraco (yellow catfish)
Lineage: Eukaryota; Metazoa; Chordata; Actinopteri; Siluriformes; Bagridae
Product: opioid growth factor receptor-like protein 1
Exons: 8
Coding region: 1024-2028 (334 amino acids)
Cellular component (GO): membrane
Molecular function (GO): opioid growth factor receptor activity
Source: RefSeq, a predicted model, not a curated record
CUGCUACAAACCCGUGCUCUAAACUCACUGGAUCUUGUUAUCACCUUUGCCAAUUAUUUCUUUUACUUCCUUAUUGCUGAAUGGGGAAAAUGGCUUCAUACCAUAGCACCUAUCCGUAAAAUACUGUCAAACUAUAUAGUCAAAUACUAAACUAGUUAUCUAAACCCUGAAAUGCCUGUAAUGGCUUUAUGUUAUGUGGGGUAUUUACAUUUCAAUGUACAACAUAUACAUCCCAAGAUACAUUUCAAUAAUCAAGUUAAUACAUUCAUGUGCAGUUACUGAAAUAUUUAUUUAUUCUUAAUUCUUUCUCUUUUUUUAACUUCUUAUGUUGAACUAUUGUCUGGUGUUAUGUUUAAAUGCCCUUGUUGCUUUCUAAGAGUUGCCCUACUAAAUUUUAUUGUAUUGUAUACUAGGAACAAUAAAACAUCUCUUAUCUAUAUCCUAUAGCCUGGAUAAUGCAGGAAACCUAGCUGCUUUUACAACCUGCUAAACCAGUUCCAGAGUAUGCCAGAGUUAUGUACAUGCUCUCAUGUAGGAUUCUAUGUGACAAAUAAAUCAUUUCAGAAGUAAAUAUGUGCUUAUGUGUCGAAAACAUGUGUUGCAUUUUAAGCUUAAGGAAAGACACUCUAUCUGGUUUCUAGUUAAAAUAACAAGCUGUUGUUUUUUUGUGUUUGUUUGGGGGUUUUUUUUAAUUAAAGAAGAAUAUGUCUAUUGCUGUCAUAAUAUAGUGAUACAUGCUGUUAUUGGGAAAUAAUCCCAAUAGGGUUUCACCACAUCACACCACUCUAGAUUUUGACAAAUGAAUUAAAUCUCAGUCAAUGUAGUGUAUGAGUCCAACUGCAUGUGGUUGUGCAUUUGUAUUCUAUGCCAUUUAUUCAUUAACCUUAGGUAUGGCUUACCUUUAAAAAAAAGUGGGCAUGGCCCAGUGCACAGAGCAACUGGUGUUACAGCUCUGUGGUUUCACUUUUUCUUUGAGCACGUUGAUAUAUAAAUAGAUUCUCACAUUUCUGUGGGAAUUACAGUAUGGGUUGUGAGGGAAGCGUCAUGGACGCCUCUGAUAACGAAUAUGACUCUACAUGGGACGAUAAGAAUGACGAACAUUUCAGCAUGACACCGGUACAUAAGCAGCAGACAUGGAGAGCACACAGAAACCUGGAGGCUGCACGGGACAUGCAAAACUACAGGCGUAGAUGUCGAUACAUCAGAUAUGCUUAUAUGGUACAUGGUCAAGAUCAUCAUUUCCAUAAUCUUCAUUUUUAUCAAAAUAAAAUUCCCUCUCACCCUGAUGGUGUAAAUAUUGAAGAUUUUCACACUAAAUGGUUUGGUGAUUACACAAGGCUGGAAAAUGUGCAUUCCUACAUUCAGUGGUUGUUUCCGACUCAAGAGCCAGGGGUAAAUUAUAGUGCACAUGUCCUUACCCCAACAGAAAUCGGGCAUUUCCAUAAGGAUAUGAUGGUAAAGAAAAGACUGUUAAAGUCUUACAAGCUCAUGUUGGACUUUUACGGAAUAGAGCUUGUCAAUGAGAAAACUGGAGAGGUGAAACGUGCACAAAACUGGAGAGAACGAUUUGAAAACCUAAACAGAAACACGCACAACAAUCUUCGCAUCACCCGCAUCCUAAAGUGCCUUGGUUUACUGGACUUUAGUCACUAUCAAGCACCGCUGGUUCACUUCUUCCUUAAGGAGACUCUGGAGCAUGACACACUUCCCCGAGUAAAGCAGAGCGCUCUGGACUACUUUAUAUUUGCAGUUCUGGACAAGCGUCAACGAAAAGAUCUGAUCAGAUUUGCCUUCUGGUAUUUUGAGCCAAAAGAGAAAUUUGUGUGGUGUCCUAGAAGGAUUCAAAGAAAUUUUUUGAAAGAAAUGACACAAAAGAAACAUCCUUCCCAUUCACAGGCUUGUACAAGAAGGGAAGAAACGCACCACCAAUAUGGUUAUAGAAAACAGCAGACAGCGGACUUCCAUAGAAGUCAAAAUAGUACAAGGAACAAGGGCACAAAGUGCAGGAUGAAGAAAAAUAGAUCCUAGAAAUCUCACACAAACUAUACUGUAUAACAGAGCUCAGAGUCGUAGACAGAACCAGAACAGUGUGGCCAGGAUGGACUUGGUCUUUUAAUUAUCGCAGCAAAACAACUCAACAAUCUCAAAAGUAUACAGUAUAAAGUGAAAAGUCAUUUAUUUCAGGUGGUAUUUAUUUGCUUAACACACUGUUAAACUAAUGUUUGUUAACAUUAAUUCAUGUUUUUUCUUUUUUUUCCCAUUCAUUAUCCCGUGUUCAACAGCAGUCAUGUACAAUAAAUGGAUUAUUUAGAGUUACAAUCAAACCACCAUGCUUUGAUGCAAUGGGAAAAAAACUUUUAUGGUUAUUUACAUUUAAAGUUUUUUGUAGUUUUGUAGUUUUAUGUAAUUGCAGUGCAAUUUUAGUCAUAACAAGUCUUUAUAUAUAUUGUUCUGUAUCAUUGUGGUUCUCAUUGUAUCUUAAAAUGAGAAGUAAAUGAGAAAAAAGAAGAAAAUGAGAAAAAAAUAUAUACAUAGAUUGAUUAAAAUGUGUUUAUGAAUCACUUCUACAUGAUUUUCCACAAUAUUUGUACAAACUGAAAAAUAUUGACUAUUGCACCUUUAAUUUGAAGGUAACUGGAAAUAUCUGGACUCAAAAGUCGGGAAAUAAAGUUCACAAUUGGGGGGGGGAUAAAAUACUGAAAUUGUGACCAUCUUUAACUACAGUAUUUUUAUUUAUUUAUUUAUUUUUGUAGUAUUUCUGAA